This is a messenger RNA of Mucor velutinosus, 3771 nucleotides long. RefSeq lists its product as uncharacterized. Gene Ontology annotation, molecular function: protein binding. The coding region runs from base 1 to 3771 and encodes 1256 amino acids. The transcript is spliced from 9 exons. The record is from RefSeq and is a predicted model, not a curated record. Lineage: Eukaryota; Fungi; Mucoromycota; Mucoromycetes; Mucorales; Mucoraceae.
AUGUAUUCAUAUCCUCCCGAGUAUCUGCUUCAUCCCGUGCCUGUGCUGGCUGUAUACGGUCUUUCAUCCUCAUCCAAUGCACCCAAUGAUACAAAACUAGUCGAUGUAGAUGAACCUGCAGCAAACUCAACUGAAAAGUCAUCUUCCGUCAAUGCAUCAUCACCAUCCACACGCUCUGGUUUAGCCAGUUCAUUGCUAUCGUUAUUCACGAGCAAGUCAGACUACAGUUUGUACGAAGCCUCUCGCUAUGUGUCUAGCAACCAGAUACCGCCACCCUUUCGAGUCAUUACCGUCUCCAAGGACUAUAUAUUACCACAAAAACCAUCACCAGCAGCACCUAAUCUACCACCACCUCAUUCACAUCUUUCGCCAUUGUCGCAUGAUUCACCCUUAUAUCCAGAGGGCGUCAUGACGCCAUUGUGGAUUAAAAAGCACCUGUAUUCACCCAGUGUUGUGGUUGGCUUUUACGACUUGUGGGAUUGGCAAACAGAGCCUGGCAAUCCGCCUCGACCUCAACGUGAAACAGGCCCUCUCGCUUCUCAGGUACUCAUUGAUCCCACUGAACGGGAGCAUGACACACAGUUAGCUAUCGAAAUCAAUGCGAGACGCAAGUACUUUCAAGAAAAAGGCAUCAAGUUUGCAGCCGUGAUUGUGCUCAAGCAACGCUAUACUGAUCCAUCGAUUGAAGAUAGACUGUCAGCUAUUCGAAAGCAAUGUGGAUUAGACGCCAGAAGCUCAUUCUUCACUAUUGCACCUGGAUCAGCUACCGAGAUUCAAGAAUUUGUCAAUAGUCUUUAUCGAGCACUGUACGAACCAGCCCUUCAUUUCUACAGCAACCGCCUCAAGAAGAUUCGCAAGAAAAAGUCAAAAUUACCCUCUCCUUCUCAAAUGCCUCGGACCACACCUGACUUGUCAUCCACAGAACCACAGCCAUUAUCGAUUAUAGGAUGGAUAUUGCGAUACGACAUCAAAGCAGCAUUUUUCCAGGAAACCAAACAAGAGAUAGACGGCGCAUUAAAGUCAUACGAGGCAGCAUAUGGUAUCAUUGCAGAGAUGCUUGCACCCACAUCCUCCAUCACAAUGGGUCAUGUCAAUUUGACAGUGCAUGGCAAGCGAUGGAAAGAAGCUCGAACACUCGCAGACUGCAUCAAUGUCAAGAUUUGCAAAUUUCAUCUGUUUAUGAACGAUCCAACUGCAGCCUUGAGUCAGUUGAAUGGCCAUUUGCACAUGUUUCAAUCAUAUUCACCGACAUGGGGCAUGGGCGAGCAUACAUUUGAGUACUGGGCAUGGCUGUCCAAGCAAUAUCGCAUUUUCGCUGAUAGCAUUGACGCAGCUAUUCAAGCAGGAUACAAAGUGCCUUUACCAACAGCCUACCUCACAUCAUCUGUAGGUGGAGGAACACCCAACAGCCCCAUUCUCGGAAAUACAGGUGGAGGAAUCACCAAUACCAGUGGAUGCAAUCCUGGAACCAUUCUUCAACAUCCUGGAUUCUACUAUCAUUUAGCAGCCAUGUGUUGUGCAGAGCGCAGACGACGAUUUUUGGAGAUUGAGCGAUCAGACGCCAAUUCAGACACCAAUCCAGCGCUUCAAAAUGAAAAGCUGGUGGAUCACUCGAGUUUGACCAUUGAGCUACUGACAAAGAGUUACGAGCAGUUCAAGAGAUACCGCAAUGGGCGCAUGACACUGUAUUUAGCAGCCGAGAUUGCUGGCACCUACUAUGAAACGGGUAAAUUUGAAAUGGCCAUCAAGUUUUUCGAGCGGAUUGGCAAGACCUAUCGCAAGGAAAAGUGGCACAUGGUACUCACCUCAAUUUUGAGAUGGUCAUUGCGUUGUGCUAAAGAGCUGGGAUCCUGGGAGAGAGCUGUCGAGUGUCUGGUGGAACUCAUGUCUGACGAUUUACCCAUGGCAGAAAACAAGCGAAACGACAUUCAAAAGGAACUGCUUGACAUUCUCCACGUGCAUCCAGCAGUCACUGCAGAGCAACAUGCACCACUCGUCAUUCAUAUGGACCAAAUCAAUGCAUUUCUCACUUGUCAAGUGCAAAUCAAGAACCAAACAAACUUUGUGGGCGCACCCGUAGAUUACCAAAUCAUCAUCAAGACCAACAGGAAAUCACCACCUGUGCCAUUCCGCUUCAAUGCAGUCAAAGUGAUGUUCAACAAUCCACAGUACAAUGUCAUUUUGAGAGAUAUUGGUGCUGAGCAAGAGCCAAGCAGUGUAGAGUUGAUUGACUUUUCAAAGGAUGUGAGCAAGAUAACAGAGGAAGGUCAACACAAGGACUGGCACACUGCCAAGGUAGAUUUGCAAGUCUUCAAGGGACAAACGAAAGCAUUGCAAGGGUCUGUGGUUCCUCAAGACUGUGGUGAACUCAAGAUAUUGGAUGUUUGCUUUGAUAUUAUCACCCCCCAAUGGCAAGUAGAAUUGAAAUACGCCUUGGACAAGAUGACAGAAGAACAACCUGCGUCCAGAAGAAAGUGGCUUGAAUCUUAUGCAGAUGGAAAGCCCAUUUACAAGAUUCUUGAUGGUCGAGGCCAUUUGUCAACAGCAACUGUCAUGCAGAAACCACCCAGCCUUGAUUUGAAAUUUGAACACGCAGCACCAGCACUUUUGGACGAGUUGUUCAAAUUGGAUGUGACCAUGACCAGUUCAGAAACAGAGACAGUGGAAGCAACACUUGUUGCAGAAAUCAAGAAUUCAGAGGGCAUUGUCAAUGAGGACUACAUCUCAUUCAGCAUAGACAACCACCAACAUGCCGCCCUGCAGGAAGCAGAUGUGGGACAGAUUGAGCCUGGACAGUCGAUUACGAAAUCAGUGUAUUUGCAUGGUGGCAAUGUCACAGGAUCCAGAUUGAUCACCAUUGCAGUCAAAUACUCUAUUGUCGGUAAAGGUGCUUUGCAGGCCGUCGAAAAGACAGAUUCGCUUCGUAUCCCAUUCAUUGCGCCGUUUGAUGCCAAUUAUGAAUUGUGUGCGCAGAGCGAAAAGCUGAAGAAAUCCAUUGCCCCUGAAUUGGAGAGAUCAGAGCGAUGGCUCCUGGUAGCUGCUCUUCGCUGUUUUUCUGCUUGGGAUUUGGACAUUAAACAUGUGCAAUUGGAGAAGGAGGAGACAUGUACGGCCAUGUGUACUGAGCUCUCGUUGAUCUCCAGCAUGGAUGAUUUUGACAAUCAAACAUGGAAAACGGGGCAUAUUUACAAUGCAAACUAUCUCUUUCAGUUGGCUACCAGUGAUUUAACAGAGGAACAAGCAGCUGUGCCAACUGGUAAGAUUGUCAUUGAAUGGAAGCGAUCGGGAGAUCAGAAUGAACACUACUACAAGUCUGUUCUCAGACUGCCUUCUAUUCAAUUCCAACAGCAAGACCUUGUUGUAUUAGCAGAUAUACCAUCUGAAAUCUAUCUCGGUGAACCCUUCACCCUCUCUUAUACCGUCUACAACCCCACAGAAUACUUGGCUGAAUACAAUGCCUCUAUUGAGAUCAGUGAAGCCUUUGUAUUCUCUGGCUACAAACAACUCAAGAGCCGUGUUUUACCUCUUUCCAGAGCUGUUUAUCAUUACACAUGUUAUCCCCUGUUGGCAGGCAAAGUCAAGCUGCCUCGACUCAAGGUGAUGGCAUCACAGCAACAAAGCGGAGAAAGACAAGUGCCAGUGGAAGUAGCAGGCAGUGGCAUUUCAAUUGCACUCGACAAUGAUUUACAACAAAAGCAAACAGGAAGCCCAUCGGACGUGGCGCCCACCCCUCUGCUGGCAUUUGUCAAUGCGAAAAGAAGGCUGUUGUGA